This is a messenger RNA of Acomys russatus (golden spiny mouse), 2790 nucleotides long. It is a transcript of the gene Rab22a, whose product is annotated as RAB22A, member RAS oncogene family. Gene Ontology annotation, molecular function: GTPase activity; GTP binding. The transcript has 7 exons. The coding region runs from base 273 to 857 and encodes 194 amino acids. Lineage: Eukaryota; Metazoa; Chordata; Mammalia; Rodentia; Muridae. The record is from RefSeq and is a predicted model, not a curated record.
GGCGGGGAGGUCAGGUGACCCAGCUGGCGUCCCAAGAUGGCGGCGGCGGCGGUGCCCGGGAGGCAGAGGCGGUGUCCGAGCUGUUGAGGUGACUUCGCGGGACAAGCGACCGGUCGGCUGGACCGAAAGGCGGCGGCAGACGCACGGCCGCCCGGUGUGCACAGCCGGGGCUGGGCGGUGCGGCAGCUGCGCCGGGGGAUGCCGGGGCUGGGCCGGGCCUCUCUCUCCUCAACUUAGGGUGGCGGCGGGCCCGCACCCCUGGUUCCCCGGCCAUGGCUCUGAGGGAACUCAAAGUGUGCCUGCUUGGGGAUACGGGUGUGGGGAAAUCAAGCAUCGUCUGGCGAUUCGUGGAGGACAGUUUUGAUCCAAAUAUUAAUCCAACCAUAGGGGCAUCUUUUAUGACCAAGACUGUCCAGCACCAAAAUGAGCUACAUAAAUUCCUAAUCUGGGAUACAGCUGGACAAGAACGAUUCCGGGCGUUGGCACCGAUGUACUAUCGAGGCUCAGCAGCAGCCAUCAUUGUUUAUGACAUCACAAAAGAAGAGACGUUUUCCACAUUGAAGAACUGGGUGAGAGAGCUCCGCCAGCACGGCCCCCCUAGCAUCGUUGUCGCCAUUGCUGGGAACAAGUGCGAUCUUACUGAUGUCAGAGAAGUCAUGGAGAGAGACGCUAAGGACUACGCCGAUUCCAUUCAUGCCAUCUUUGUAGAGACCAGUGCAAAAAACGCCAUCAACAUCAAUGAACUCUUUAUAGAAAUUAGUCGAAGAAUUCCAUCCACCGAUGCUACUCCGGCGUCUGGCGGCAAGGGCUUCAAACUCCGAAGACAGCCAUCGGAGCCAAAGCGAAGCUGCUGCUGACGACCCAGGAGCCCACCCUGAUGAAGAAGCAAGUGGUUCUGGAUGUUGCAGGAGAGCAGGCCAAUGGAAGCCGCCUCGUGCUCGGGAGUCGCCUUUAUGCAAAAGGACUCAAAGAAACUGGCUGUUUGGUUCUCCUGGAAGACUGCAGUGGGUGUUUCCAUCUUUAGACUUGUGCCAGUGGCCUCUGGCAUGCAAUGGGACCACAUCCUUGGCUGUUGACAUAGCUGAAGGAGCAUCUGAUGUCUGGAUGGUAGGAUUGAACUGCUGGUACUUUUGUAAUCAGGAUGUCCUGUAUCGCUUGUAAAGGGAAAUGAGCACUUUGGUGCAUCUUAGGGAAAAGCUGUGGAGAUGAUCAUCUUCGUGGCCAUCAUCUCUAGUGUCAGAGUCGCAUCAUGUAAGAUGUGGAAAGUGAUCACAAGUGGAGGGAUGGUUGUUCUAGGACAGCGUCCACCAUCUCUAAUGCACUUUCACACAUGGCAGCAGCAGUGGCUACUGCCUGGUUCACCUUGGGUUUGCUUCUGGCCCUGUAUGUGUCACCACACACACUAGUUCUAUUGUUACCACUCUAAAUAAACUCUCAUGGUCCAGGUGAUGUUGUUGAGAGGCUGCCUAGAGCUGGUAGAGUUGCAUGUGUCUAAACUGAUGAGCAGUGGUUUAAAAAGAAAGAACAAAGGAAAUGAUUCUUUUGGUGGUGUUUGGUUGGUGGUGGUUUUUUUUGUUCUUUGGCCAGGUAUUUUGGUGGGAAAAACAAGUGUGUGCUACCUAGCAUAUGUAAAUAUGUAGUCUAUAUUUAUGAGACCAUUGCUUAAAAAUUAUAAAUUAUGUAAAUAGAUUAAUAAUGUCUGAAUUCCUUUCAGUACUCAUUUAGUCCUGUGCCCAGUCUCAUGUGAGCCCACCCGGUUUUCAGCCUGUCCACAGGAAACGCUGAAGCCAUUUACAUUGUGCAGAAGCAUGGAGCACUUAGCUCACAGCUUCCUUCCGCUUCCCCCUCGCCCUUGUGCAUCCCAUCUGGAAAUGGUAAUAAAGACAUAUGCCUCCUUGACAAGCCUGACUAGUCCUUCCUGCCUGGGGCGAGAGUGAGCCCAGCACCAGCCAUUUACCUGAGGCAAGCAAGAAGCUCCUCUUAGCUCCUCCAGUGAGCUCAGAGCAACUGUUCUAGGAGUGCUCUGCUUACUAACAGCCUGGCUCACCUCUCCCUCCUUUAUUUUCUCUUGCCUCUGUCAGUGCUUUGCACUCUUUUCCCUCAGGAGCCUAAUGAGGUUUUUAAUAUAAUCUAAAAAUAAAGCACCCAAGUGAAGCUGCUGGAAAUUUGUUCCUGGCCUAAUUUGGCACCCUUCCAUCCCAAGUAUUGUAAGGGAAGGAAAUUUACAAGAUUAAAUAGGAAAUGAAACAGCUUGAAUUUCAAACCAAAUUGUGUUUUCAGAGCUGUCCUUAAACUGAACAGUCAAAACUUUUAAAAACAAUUGUUACUACUUUAUGCCCCUCCUGUAUGUGCUUAAAAUGGAGAGGUUUUAUUGGACAGCGGGCAACCCAGGUGACACCAGGCCUGACUGAGGCCUUGUAAACGUCUCAAGUUGUUUGUUCUUACUGAAGUCAGACUUCAAACACCUUCUAUAUAAACAAAAACAAAGCUGCUUGGCUCAUGUGGAUAAGGAUGCCCACAUGCGACCCUUUCUGUCUCAUUUCACCAAAAGAUGGUGUAAAUUCAUGGCCUGAAGAGUUCAGUAAAUUCUAGCAAUCCAGGCACAUCAGUGUGCAGAACAGCACCUCUCUCCCACUGUGCUCUGCUGUAUCCAGUGGCUGCUCUCCCCUGUGGCGCCUGGCAUCUCUAGCGUGGUUUCCCUCUCAUGUGACAUGUAGAGAGUGACUCUGGCCACAGCUGCAUGUCUUAACAGGAUGAGAAGCACGAUGUUUCCCUCACCCUCUCUGUCAC